AUGGGGCUGCUGGAGGCUGUGUCCCUCACCACGGACUGCUGGACGUCGCGCGCCCUGGACUCAUACAUGUCCCUCACGGCGCAGGCCAUCACCAAGGCGUGGCGGCUGUGUCGGUUCACCUUGUGCACGGAGGGCAUGGAUGUUAGCCACUCGGGGGACAACUUGGCGUUGGCGCUCAUUGAUAUGUGCCACUCCUGGGACCUGGAGGGCCGGACCACCAGUAUCACGCGCGACAACGCGAUCAACAUCGUGAAUGCCGUCAACCAGGUAGACUUUGUUGAGUUUAACGUGUCGUGCGCCGCCCACUCCCUGCAGCUGUGUGUCAACGACGCCCUGAAGACCAACCCGACCUUCAAGGCCGCCUGCAAGAAGGCCAAGCGUGUGGUGGCGCACUUCCACCACUCGACGAAGGCCACCAUGGCGCUCGAGAGGGCGCAGUCGGCGGCCGGCAUGAAGGAGGCCAAGCUGGUGCAGUCCUGCGCGACGCGCUGGGACUCCACGUACUUUAUGUGCAAGAGCUUGGUGGAGUCUCGCAACCCCGUCCGCGCCGUGCUGGGCGACCGGGCCGUGACCACGGCCAAGCAGUCCAGGGCGCUGCAGAUGACGGCGGAGGAGUGGGGGGAGCUGGAGGCGAUGCUGCCGGUCCUCAAGCCUCUGCAGGUCGCCACCACCGUCCUCUGCGCGGACGACAAAGUGACCAUCUCGGCGGUGAGGCCAAUCGUGCGCUCCCUUCUCGACGUGCACUACAAAGAGGACGACGACGACCUGGACCCCUCCGAGGAGCGUGUGCGUGCCUUCAAGGUGGAGGUGAGCCGCCUCCUCAGGCAGCGCUUCCAGAUGGAUGCGUCGCCAGAGAGCCCUGUACUGGUCCAGCAGCUCGCCUCCCUCCUCGACCCGCGCUACAAGAAGCUCCGGGCUGAGCCGUCUGCGGCCGAGGCGGACAAGGUCCGCGAGUUCCUCAAGCUAAAGCUGCAGGUGGCGGCAGCAGUGGCCAUGGACGUCAACCAGGACGACACAGCGAGAGACAUGUCCGACCCGAGCGACGCCCUGGACUUCUUGUUCGGCGGGGAAGCCGAGGCCGCGAGCCCAAGAACGUGGCAGGCGGAGUUCGACGAGUACCUGGCGGAGCCUCAAAUCGGCCACGGCCACUGCCCCUUGGCCUGGUGGAAGAACCACGAGAAGCUCUAUCCCACCCUGGCACAGCUGGCCCGCCGGUACCUCGCCGUCCCUGCCACCUCAGCAAGCAGCGAGAGGGACUUCUCGACAGCUGGGAACUCAGUGCGUCCUCACCGCGCUUCCCUCUUGCCCGAAAAUGUUUCUGUGUUAGUGUUCCUGUAUCAAAACAGAGCCACUUUACUUAAACUGCUUGGCUUAUUGCAUUGA
Frankliniella occidentalis (western flower thrips) is the source of this 1383-nucleotide messenger RNA. RefSeq names its product E3 SUMO-protein ligase ZBED1-like. The record is from RefSeq and is a predicted model, not a curated record. The transcript has a single exon. Bases 1 to 1383 code for a protein of 460 amino acids. Lineage: Eukaryota; Metazoa; Arthropoda; Insecta; Thysanoptera; Thripidae. Gene Ontology annotation, molecular function: protein dimerization activity.